This is a messenger RNA of Labrus mixtus (cuckoo wrasse), 5341 nucleotides long. It is a transcript of the gene braf, whose product is annotated as B-Raf proto-oncogene, serine/threonine kinase. Gene Ontology annotation, biological process: protein phosphorylation; signal transduction. The transcript has 20 exons. Lineage: Eukaryota; Metazoa; Chordata; Actinopteri; Labriformes; Labridae. The record is from RefSeq and is a predicted model, not a curated record. Bases 25 to 2493 code for a protein of 822 amino acids. Gene Ontology annotation, cellular component: mitochondrion; plasma membrane; cytosol. Gene Ontology annotation, molecular function: protein kinase activity; ATP binding.
CCACUCAGUUUCUCGCAGUUUAAAAUGGCGGCGUUGAGCAGCGCCGAGUCUCCACCGCCCGUCUUUAACGGAGACACCGAGGAGCAGGAGCCGGGCAGCGAGCGGGGCCUGGAGGAGCUGGGCGCCGGGCUGGAGGACUCCUGCACGGGGGGGAUCCCCGGGGGUCCGCAGGAUGAGGAGAUCUGGAACAUCAAACAGAUGAUCAAACUGACACAGGAACAUUUAGAGGCUCUCCUGGACAAGUUCGGAGGGGAACACAACCCUCCGUCUAUUUACCUCGAGGCGUAUGAGGAGUACACCAGUAAGCUGGACGCCCUGCAGCAGAGGGAGCAGCAGCUGCUGGAGGCGAUGGGGAACGGGACCGACUUCCUCUGCUCGCCUUCUCCCAUGCCCGCUCUGCUGGAGGUGAAGAUGGGGGGUUGUGGGGUCGGAGGCGGGGCUCAGGCCUUCCCCUCGGCCCCCAACACCUUAGCUGUCCUGCAGACCCCGAUCGACGCCAGCAGAGCCAACCCCCGCUCCCCACAGAAACCCAUCGUCAGGGUCUUCCUGCCCAACAAACAGAGGACGGUGGUACCGGCCCGCUGUGGGAUGACUGUGAGGGACUCGUUGAAGAAAGCUCUGAUGAUGCGAGGCCUCAUCCCAGAAUGCUGUGCGGUCUACAGGAUACAGGACGGAGAGAAGAAGCCGAUUGGCUGGGACACAGACAUCUCCUGGCUGACGGGAGAGGAGCUGCAUGUGGAGGUGUUGGAGAACGUGCCGCUCACCACACACAACUUUGUGAGGAAGACGUUCUUCACGCUGGCCUUCUGUGACUUCUGCAGAAAGCUGCUGUUCCAGGGCUUCCGCUGUCAGACCUGCGGAUACAAGUUCCACCAGCGCUGCAGCACCGAGGUCCCGCUCAUGUGUGUCAACUACGACCAGCUCGACUUGUUGCUCGUGUCCAAGUUCUUCGAGCACCACCCGUUCACCCAGGAGGAGGUCUCCUCUGAGGGGACCACCCCUGUGUCCGAGGCCUGUCCAUCCCUCCCCCCGUCCGACUCCACCGGGUCGAUGUGCCACGCCACUGUGUCCCCGUCCAAGUCCAUACCCAUCCCGCCCAGUUUCCGGCCCAACGAGGAGGACCACCGCAACCAGUUUGGCCAGCGGGACCGUUCGUCCUCGGCCCCAAAUGUUCAUAUCAACACCAUCGAGCCGGUCAACAUCGACGACCUGAUUCGGGAUCAGGGCUUACCGAGGUCAGACGGAGCCCCCCCGAACCACCCCGCCCGCUGCUUGAGGAAGCACCGAACACGGACCUCAAGCCCCCUCCUAUACUCCUACCCCAAUGACAUAGUGUUUGAUUUUGAGCCCGAGCCUGUUUUCCGAGGCUCGACCACGGGGCUGUCGGCCACGCCCCCUGCCUCUCUACCCGGCUCUCUGACCAGUGUGAAGGUCCCACAGAAGUCGCCAUGCCCACAGAGGGAGCGCAAGUCGUCGUCCUCGUCCGAGGACCGCAAUAAGAUGAAAACUCUGGGGAGGAGGGACUCGAGCGACGACUGGGAGAUCCCCGAGGGUCAGAUCACUCUGGGUCAGAGGAUAGGGUCUGGAUCCUUUGGGACCGUCUACAAGGGAAAGUGGCACGGUGACGUUGCAGUGAAGAUGUUGAACGUCACCGCUCCGACGCCUCAGCAGCUUCAGGCCUUUAAGAACGAAGUGGGAGUCCUCAGGAAAACACGUCACGUCAACAUCCUGCUGUUCAUGGGCUACACCACCAAGCCUCAGCUGGCCAUCGUGACGCAGUGGUGCGAGGGCUCCAGCCUGUACCACCACCUGCAUAUCAUCGAGACCAAGUUCGAGAUGAUCAAGCUGAUCGACAUCGCCCGGCAGACGGCGCAGGGCAUGGAUUACCUGCACGCCAAAUCCAUCAUCCACAGAGACCUGAAGAGCAACAAUAUUUUCCUCCACGAGGAUCUGACGGUGAAGAUCGGAGACUUCGGUCUGGCCACGGUGAAGUCUCGCUGGAGCGGCUCGCACCAGUUUGAGCAGCUGUCGGGCUCCAUUCUGUGGAUGGCUCCCGAGGUCAUCCGGCUGCAGGAUAAGAAUCCGUACAGCUUCCAGUCGGACGUUUACGCCUUCGGUAUUGUUCUGUACGAGCUGAUGUCCGGCGCUCUGCCGUACUCCAACAUCAACAACAGAGACCAGAUCAUCUUCAUGGUGGGCCGGGGUUACCUGUCUCCUGACCUCAGCAAGGUGCGCAGCAACUGUCCCAAAGCCAUGAAGAGACUGAUGGCCGACUGUCUGAAGAAGAAGAGGGAGGAGAGACCUCUGUUCCCACAGAUCUUGGCGUCCAUCGAGCUGCUGGCUCGCUCCUUACCCAAAAUCCACCGCAGCGCCUCGGAGCCGUCGUUAAACCGAGCUGGCUUUCAGACCGAGGACUUCAGCCUGUACGCCUGCGCUUCACCCAAAACCCCCAUCCAGGCCGGGGGCUACGGGGAGUUUUCAGCGUUUAAAUAAGAUCUGCAGAUCUCUUCAGUCCGUCCCUCUCCACCUCUCUAAAGUCUCGUGUCCAUGCGGUGGAUUCAUCCAUUUCUGAACAAACAAAGAAUGUGCUUUUUUUUUCUUCCUCUGUCCACCUGAAGGGGGCAGUGUCACCCCACCGUCCUCCAACAAACAGACACUGACCAAAAACUCAAUUAGAAAAACACUCCGAAUAAAAGACCUUCAGACGAGACGACGGGAAAGAUAAACUCCACGACCUAAAGAUUUCACCACCAGACGAGUUUGAGGAGGAGACGCCUGCUGCCUGCUGGAGGGAGCGCGAGGACGAGGAGGAGGAGACGUCACUCCCUGUGCGAGGAAGCCGGUUCAUCCGCGGGGCCGCUAGCGGCACUUUGAGCGAGGGCCAGGCGUUAGCCGGGUCCCGAGAGGAGCUGGAUGGUUCACCCUGAAGGAGGACGACUUGAACGAGACAUUUAUUUUUUUUUCCUUUGUUCUCAUGUUACAGAUGGGAGCGAGCAGCUGCUGCUCGCCUCCAGCUUUUCUGUUACUUCUGCAGCACAAGCCUUCGCUUUUUUUGUCUUUACGGGCCGACCAAACCCUGCGUUUUCCCUUUUUUAAUCCCACACCUGAGCCGAACAGCAGCUGAAAGUUUGAGCUCACUCGACCUUCUCGCAGCCUCCGUGUGGAAGCUGGAGGAGAGUUUUUUUUUUUUUUUUUUUUUUUUAGUCUGGAGCGUUUCUUUUGGAGGAUAAAAGCUGAUUGGUUCGUUCUAGCGUUGCUGUCCAGCGUUUACACUGAGCCGAGGAGCGUGUACAGGACCCGCCUUCUCCACGUGCAUGUUGUGUCACUUUUCUUUCUCGCUCCUUUGGCUUUAAUAUUUGCACUCCGCUUCUAUCGGGGACGUCAUCGUCUCGGCUGCAGACUGACGGCUGCAGCGUUUCCUGCUGAUUGGACGAUUCCCACCUUUAAGUUUUCACACACACGCACACACACACACACACACACACACACACGUGCUCCGGUACUCUUCAUUCCAGCGUGUUCAGGGCCGGGCGUGUUGAUUCCAGGUUGAUUCUGUUCUCGUCGAUGUUUGCCUUUUUUCUGUACAGGCAGGCCUGCACAUGUUGACUUAUUUAUGAGCUUCUUUUGAUUUUCGCUCUUUCUUUGGACGCUUGUUUUUCGUCUUUUUGGACUCGUGUACUUGCACUUUGUGGAGAUGGAUCGAAGCAAACGAGCGACUUGCCUUUUCCUUUUUUUUCUUUUUUUUUUAAAUGGAGGAAUAAAUCGUGACACGCAGAGCUGACGAUCCAAACUCCAGUUUCUGAUGCUAGAGCAUGAACGUAUCAUGGUGCGUUCAGGAGCCUGACGCUGGAGCGUGAACGUAUCAUGGUGCGUUCAGGAGCCUGACGCUGGAGCGUGAACGUAUCAUGGUGCGUUCAGGAGCCUGACGCUGGAGCGUGAACGCAUCGUGGUGCAUUCAGGAGCCUGCUGUGGAGCUUGAACGCAUCAUGGUGCGUUCAGGAGCGUCCAGCUGCAGCAACGUCCAUCCAAACUCUUGACUGUCUGAUUUUUGUCUUUCAUCGGGGUCAUGUUCGUCUCUCCAUCAUUCACUAAACCUCAGCGUGUUCAUUCAGCUCGUUGGCACAGUUCAAAGGUCAGGGUCGGACCGAGACUCUUUUACAUAUCAGCCGCCGUCAUGAUGACGAGGAUCAUUAAAAAUCGAGCUUCAGACGAGGUUUUAAAAAGUUCUUCUUUUGAACGAGUGUUUGAGAUAAAACCUUUGAAAUUUAAACUCUGAAGUUUUGGAGAUAAAUACGCUGCUCGCCCGUCGGCUCAAUACGAGUCGAGUAAUAAUGAAACUCAGAGCGAGGAGGAUCCGUUCUGAUGACAUCAUUUGACGCUUUUUUUCCGCUAAAAUCCAGAAAUGUUUUUUUCUAAAUUCACACUGGAGCAGAUUUAGAUUCAUCGUCAGACUGAAUUUGUCUUUAGAACAAAAGAAAACGGACCCUUAAACCCGGAGAGAGAAAAUUGGGGAUGAAAUAUAACUAUUUAUCUCGGGUUAAGCCUGUGUUCACCAAACAUGUUUUUUUUUUUCAGAGUGCUCCGCCUUUUUUGUGCUUCUGCGCCGCGCCGCUCCAGGACCGAUUUAGAGUCGAGAUGAAAGUCUUGCAGCUGCUUGAAUCCGUUGACCUCGUGCAGCUGAAACGUUAGAGAUCUCUAAACAAAUAUGUAAUCGUUUGACAGCUCUUAAAAAAUAUCAAGGCGAGUUAGUAGAGUAAUCUAAGGUGUUCAGUUGAGCUAAGACGUGGCCUUCAUCCUCCUCCACGGACUCCGAUAUCAUCAUCAUCAUCAUCAGAGACCUGAAGUCUCCAGAGCGCUGUAUUUAUCCUCCUCAUAGAUCUUUAAUUUAACAGACAGAUAUCAUCUUCAUUCUGUUCAGCCUUCUUCUUCUGUAACAUUCCCGUCUCCUCCUCUUCCUCCUCCUCCUCCCUGCCUGCACCUUCACCCUCCUCUUCCUCACUCGACCAUGAAGAACUUUCAGAGAUUUUAGUUUCCUUUUGUUGUUGUUUUUUUUUUGUUCCUGUUGUAAAUAUGUGUACAGAUGAAAUCCUGUCAGUUUGCUAGGAGGCAUGGAGACUACAAAAUGUAACAAACUAUAAAGUGUUGAGAACCGAGCGAGCGAGAGAGCAAGCGACCGAGCGAGAGAGAGAGAGAGAGAGAGAGAGAGAGAGAGGCGUUUUUUGAUGAGACAAACAGUUGGCGUGUAAAAAUAUUUAAGGCUGUAUCAUACGGAGAAAAGAGCUUAAUGUAUUUGUUGUGAAUAUGAAAAACUGAUAUAUUAAAGAAGUGCAUGAAAACUGUA